Panicum hallii is the source of this 1035-nucleotide messenger RNA. RefSeq lists its product as uncharacterized. The transcript has 2 exons. Lineage: Eukaryota; Viridiplantae; Streptophyta; Magnoliopsida; Poales; Poaceae. The coding region runs from base 214 to 771 and encodes 185 amino acids. The record is from RefSeq and is a predicted model, not a curated record.
CUUGCUCUGCUCCGCGCCGCACUCUACACCGACACGCGACCGCACCGCCUUUAACUACACCCACCACCUCCCACCCCCAGCUAGCUCAAGCUCACCACCACCCCCAGCCCCCAGGACACCGCCACACCACCAGCCAGCCGCAAGGGAGAGGGGCGCAGCGAACCGAAGGAGGGGAGCGGCGGCGCGCGGGGGCCUAGAAGCUAGCAGAGCGCGAUGGCGUCCAUCAUCGUGCAGGCGGUGGUGAUCCUCCUGGACGUGAUCGCCUUCGGGCUGGGCGUCGCCGCUGAGCAGCGCCGGAGCCGGGCCACCGUCACCCCGGACGCCGCCAAGGAGUACGACUACUGCGUCUACGACUCCGACAUCGCCACGGGCUACGGCGUCGGCGCGCUGCUCCUGCUCGCCGCCGCGCAGGUCGUGCUCAUGACCGCCAGCCGAUGCUUCUGCUGCGGACGCGGCCUCAAGCCCGGGGGCUCCCGCGCCUGCGCGCUCAUCCUCUUCCUCUUCACAUGGGUGACCUUCCUCAUCGCGGAGGUGUGCUUGCUGGCAGGAUCAGUCCGCAACGCGUACCACACCCGGUACAGGGGCAACUUCUAUGGCGAGCCCCUCUCCUGCGAGACGGUGCGCAAGGGUGUCUUCGCGGCUGGCGCAGCCUUCACCUUCUUCACGGCCAUCCUGGGCGAGGUCUACUACCUCAGCUACUCAAAGUCGCGUGAAGCCGCUGGUGGCGCACCCUAUGGCGCCUCCAGCAUCGGCAUGGGCCCUUACACCUAAAGGAGAUUGGUGAAGACCAGCCACGGUAUUUUCAGCUCGUUUCGUGGUGGAGGAAUGCAAUGUUCUUAUUAACAUCACCUUAGUAGUGACGGUGUAAUUGGCUAUUGGAUUUGGUGUUUCUUUGCUAGGUUCUUGUAUGAGGUCCCGGUUGGGCUGUAUACUGUUUGGAUUAUUGGGUUGGAUUCUGGACAUGAAAUACACGUAUCGUAGUAUGCUAUGCUGUUCAUAUGUAUGUACUUUAUUCUCAUGGCUGCUUGAUGUUUC